AUAUCAUCGAAAAGUAACAGCCGAAUUUAAGGUUGCAAUAUCAGAUUUGUACUGCAGUACUCACGCCUGAACUUGACUCGCAUACUCUUCGUGAGCGGCCAGACGCUACGAUGAACAAGGUCCGCGCUUCUAAGUUACGUGGCAAGCCAGAAUCCGAACUUCAAAAACAGUUGGGUGAAUUAAAAACUGAAUUGGGCAGUUUGCGGUUGUAUCGUGUUGCCCGAGGUGCAACUUAUCAUGGUAAACUGAAGAAAAUCCGAUUGCUACGCAAAUCGAUCGCACGCGUCUAUACCGUCAUACACCAAGCUCAAAAACUACGCCAAAGGGAGGCUUUUCGUCCGAAAAAAUACGUCCCGAAAGAUUUGCGGCCUAAGAAAACGCGUGCCAUUCGAAGGCGUCUUACGAAGAAAGAGCGAUCUAUCCAUUCAGAACGUACACUGCGAAAGGCUCGUGCCUACCCUAGGCGAAUUUAUGCUGUUAAGCGUUGAUAAAAUACACAUGUAACGCGGAAUUUGUUUUUGUUGACCUAAUCCAACCCUUUCUCUGA
This is a messenger RNA of Dicrocoelium dendriticum, 547 nucleotides long. The record is from the annotation of a GenBank genome assembly. Lineage: Eukaryota; Metazoa; Platyhelminthes; Trematoda; Plagiorchiida; Dicrocoeliidae.